Messenger RNA from Aspergillus aculeatus ATCC 16872, 566 nucleotides. RefSeq lists its product as uncharacterized. Lineage: Eukaryota; Fungi; Ascomycota; Eurotiomycetes; Eurotiales; Aspergillaceae. Gene Ontology annotation, molecular function: deaminase activity. The coding region runs from base 77 to 460 and encodes 127 amino acids. The record is from RefSeq and is a predicted model, not a curated record. Gene Ontology annotation, cellular component: cytosol; mitochondrion. The transcript has 3 exons.
UUCGGUUGAAGGCUUGUUCUGCCCACUUUGAUCUUCUUUAUACCUUUCCUUCCACUCAUCUAAAUUCUGAAUCACGAUGGCAGCCAAAACCCCCAUUUUCACCGCCCAAGCCCCCGCACCGUUCCCGAUCUUCUCGCAGGCGAUCGUCCACAAAGACACAGUCUACUGCUCUGGCAUGAUCGGACUGGAUGCAAAAUCCAACACUCUGGUGACUGGCGGAGUGGAAGAACAGACAGAGCAAUUACUGCGCAAUCUGGAUCUGGUCCUCCAGGCAGCCGAAUCCGGGCUGCAGAACAUCCUCAAGAUGACCGUCUACAUCACCACCAUGGACGACUUUGCUGCGAUGAACCGUGUUUAUGCACGACACUUCUCUGUACACAUGCCGGCGCGGACUUGCGUGGCGGUGAAGGAGUUGCCCCUGGGAGCGCUGGUGGAGAUGGAGUGUAUUGCGUACAAAUAGCUGACUUCUUUUCUUUUAUGGCAAAUGAUGAUGUGGAUUUACCAAGGACUAUGUAGAAAUUGUAUACUCUGGGAUGACGGAUGGCGAUUACCGAAGCCGAGGCGGG